Molecule: messenger RNA, 993 nt
Organism: Phanerochaete carnosa HHB-10118-sp
Lineage: Eukaryota; Fungi; Basidiomycota; Agaricomycetes; Polyporales; Phanerochaetaceae
Exons: 3
Coding region: 1-993 (330 amino acids)
Source: RefSeq, a predicted model, not a curated record
AUGACGAAACGGACGCGUCACAACAAUGAUGAAAACGAUCCUUUUGCUGCGGUAUACACUCCAGACCAGCCACCCUCGAAACGACAUCGGCGCAGUGGCCUGCCCAACACCAACGACCCUUCCUUUCAAGAGGAAUGGGCACGCGCAGUGGAGGCUAGACAACAAGCAGAAAAGGAUGAGAGAGCUCGGAAAGAAGCAGAGGCCCUUGAGGAAGCGGCCGCCAAGCUAUGCACCAGACUCCGAACGUUGCGCUCAGAUGGCUACUCCCUGACAGCCUUCCUCUCCGACCUCUUCAACUCAAAGGGCCCUCACAUAUCCUCUGAGGUGACCAAGCUUAUUCAGGACCACAGUGCCAGCUUGUUUGAUGCGAUGCGCCUGUGCUGUCCUGAAGUUGCUCAGAGCUGGCUCAACGAGACCAUAGAGGCCGCUAUUGUCACGGAAGCGAAGCAUCUUGCAGCCGAGUUGCGUCCUGAUAGAGACCAAGAGCUAUUAGAUGUCCUGCAUGACUGGAAGCUCGAUGAUGUUCUGGCAGCUGCAGAGAGGAUUGCACCCACGCUACUGCAAGUACUGCGCCUCGCAGGCACUCAUAAGCAACAGGGAGAGACUCGUUGUAACCAUGACUUGAUCAUUGCGACAAUCCUCUGCCUCAUCGCUGAGUCAUACAGUGAACACUCGAAUGAGGUGCAAACAGUGAUGGGCAUCUACCUGUUUGCAUGUGGGGCCUCUCGCUCACAAUUUGCUGUUCUUCACCAUGCCAGUAUAACAUCAUCAUACACCAAGUUCUGUGUUGGCGAACAGUGCCACAAUCAUAAGGACCACUUUGACAGUGGUACCACUGCCACGCUGGUGCCGCUUCAUGGCAUAGAUCACGGAGAGCUUCCACUCUCAGUGCUGAAGCCUCGUACCACUUGCAUCCAUGCCCUCAACUUUGAGCCAGUCGACCUCCUCCCGUCAGCUGAGCAGAUACAGCAGCUUGAGGAUGCAAUGCUGUGA